Molecule: messenger RNA, 1052 nt
Organism: Olea europaea var. sylvestris
Lineage: Eukaryota; Viridiplantae; Streptophyta; Magnoliopsida; Lamiales; Oleaceae
Product: calmodulin-6-like
Exons: 3
Coding region: 353-877 (174 amino acids)
Molecular function (GO): calcium ion binding; enzyme regulator activity
Source: RefSeq, a predicted model, not a curated record
UUCUAAAAAAGUAAGAAAAUAUGCAUUUAUAAAGCAAUCACGAACGUAGACAUUUCGGUGUUAAAAGAUCAGCCGUUACAUUAAUUCAAAUGUUGAUAAGACAUUUUUUUUGUACAAAUCAUCGUCAAAAUAGAAAAUUAAGACAAAGCUUAUGAUAUACGUACACGAGGAGAUAAAAGCAAUGCAUAUUCCUUUAAUAAAGCAAGAAGCGAAUUUCAGCAAAGCACGAAAAGUGGGAAGGCAUCAGAUUCUCCUCGCUCGCAACGUUUUAUAAAUUUAAGCACAAUAAUUUCUGUCUAUAUGAAUUCAUUGGAGAUAAUAAUAUCAUCAGUUAUCGAAGGCAAGAAGAAAAAUGGUUGAUCAGCUGACGGACGAUCAGAUUUCCGAGUUCAAGGAAGCCUUCACCCUAUUCGAUAAAGAUGGCAAUGGUCGCAUUACUACCAAGGAGCUUGGGAAUGUGAUGCGCACAUUGGAACAGAAUCCAACUGAGGCCGAGCUCAAGGAUAUGAUCAUUGAAGUUGACGCUGAUGGAAAUGGGACAAUUGAGUUACAAGAAUUUCUCAACUUGAUGGCCAGGAAACAGAAGGAUUCUGAGGAGGCUUUCAAGGAAGCUUUCCGAGUUUUUGACAAGGAUCAGAAUGGCUACAUUUCUGCUGCUGAACUUCGCAAUGUCAUGACAAAUCUUGGUGAGAAGCUCGCUGAUGAAGAGGUUGAUGAGAUGAUCCGCGAAGCUGAUGUGGACCGUGAUGGGCAAAUCAACUACGAGGAGUUCGUCAAGAUCAUAAUGGCCAAGAGGAGAAAAACUCGUUGUCUAGUCGCAAAAGGAAAAGUAAAUGGAGUAAGGUGCCAUUGGAAGAGAUGGCUUUGUCAAUUCUGAAAUAGCUAAGCUAGUUUGGAUGUCACACUUGUAGCAGAAGCUGCACCAAAAUACAAUACCAUAAAUUGUUUCAUUAUCAAAAGUUUUUUCUGUUCUUUGAGUCAUCCCUCGUAGAUAGGGCAUUCCAUUCUUUAUAUGUAUAGAAAAGUAAUAAUUAAAAUUUAGUCUUUCUUUU